Uloborus diversus is the source of this 575-nucleotide messenger RNA. RefSeq lists its product as uncharacterized. Gene Ontology annotation, cellular component: extracellular region. The transcript has 4 exons. Gene Ontology annotation, molecular function: chitin binding. Bases 33 to 527 code for a protein of 164 amino acids. The record is from RefSeq and is a predicted model, not a curated record. NCBI's taxonomy places the organism in Eukaryota, Metazoa, Arthropoda, Arachnida, Araneae, Uloboridae.
UUUACGUUUAUUCUUCAUUUGGACCUUUCCUCAUGAGAUGUCAACCCGAUUUCCAUUUUAACUCAGAAAGUGAGCGCUGUAUGUCUCCCUGUGAAGCCAAAUGUGACAAACAUCUGGAUUGCAAGUUGAAAAACAAAAAAUCAGAAUUCCACUGCCCAUCUGAUGACGGCCGCUAUGGAGAUCCUUAUGAUUGUUCCAUCUACCACGUUUGUUCUAACUCUAAACAUAAAAUUAAGCGAUGCAAGCGUGGAAAAUAUUUCGACAAUGCAAGAAGACAGUGUACUGGAAGGAAACGUGCACGCUGUUUGUACCAGUGUCAGAAACGAAAGGGAAGAUUUCCUCAUCCAAAACAGUGUGAUAAGUUUAUCCAUUGCAGAGGCAGCAAAGCAGUCGUCAAAAGUUGUCCAGCUGGGAAAGCUUUCGCUGCCAACAAACAAGAAUGCAUCAGAAUUGAAGAAACUGAUUGCGGAAAGAACGAAUUAUUACACAUUUUAGAAUACAGUGGUAGUAUAGAGUCUCACCAGUAGUCUCCGAAAGUAUUUAAAAAUUGAAAUGGUUACUUUUUGUGCAGAUAA